This is a messenger RNA of Elephantulus edwardii (Cape elephant shrew), 360 nucleotides long. It is a transcript of the gene GUCA2A, whose product is annotated as guanylate cyclase activator 2A (guanylin). The transcript is spliced from 3 exons. Lineage: Eukaryota; Metazoa; Chordata; Mammalia; Macroscelidea; Macroscelididae. Gene Ontology annotation, cellular component: extracellular region. Gene Ontology annotation, molecular function: guanylate cyclase activator activity. The record is from RefSeq and is a predicted model, not a curated record. Bases 1 to 360 code for a protein of 119 amino acids.
AUGAACACCUUCCUGCUCACCGUGCUGUGUCUGCUUGGGACCUGGGCUUCCCUGGCAGGUGGAGUCACCGUGCAGGAUGGAGAUUUCUCCUUCUCCCUGGAGUCAGUGAAGAAGCUCAAGGAUCUCCAAGAUUUCCAGCAAUCCUGGAUUGGGCACCGCCGGAAGCCUGCAGUCAGAGCUGCUGGAGGCAUGGCUGGACCUGCGGUUCCCGUCCUGUGUAGCCACCCGCAAUUCCCCACAGAACUCCAGCCUGUCUGCAAGAAGCCCAACGCCCAGGAGAUCCUGCAGCGUCUGGAGGCCAUCGCUGAGGACCCCAGCAUGUGUGAGAUCUGUGCCUAUGCUGCCUGUGCCGGAUGCUAG